ACAUAAAUAAAGACAUGGGAAAUAAAACCUGUUAUGUGGCAACGAGCCAUUAUGUUUUAUAGUUCAAUUUCUUUGUGUUUAAAAAUGACUGCGUUCGGCAGCAUUAUGAAAAGUUUACUAUGUUAUAGUGGUGUGAUCUUUUGUCUUUCUCAUUUUGAAAACUGGGCAAGAAAAAUGAUCCAUGCAAUGAUUCAAUGGCUGCAUAUGUUUUAUAGAACUUGUUUUAGGAUUACCACGAGUGGUAUGGGCACCAGAGGUGGGUAGAGACGGACAAAAAUAAAUGUAUGUCCAAAUUCUAAACCUUUAGCUAAGUGCUUUACAAAGACAGCUCAAAUCAUUAAGAUUGAAUUAGCUGUUGAAUUCAAAGUACUUAUACUGCAUCUUUCUUACAGCCAAGUGUAAAACAAAAAUACUUUACAGGCAUAAAACCACAAGAGACACAUUAAAAUGACUACACUAAGGAAGAACAGCUAGUUAUAAAAUUGGUGAUAAACAGGAAGAAUUAGACAGAUGCCAGUUUACCAAUCAUAAAAAAAUUCAUCAUCCACAUAAUGUCUAACCAACUGUUUCUCCAUCUAUAGCUCCAUUUUGCUUCUUUCUUUCUGUCCAGUCUCGGUUUUCCGCAGUUUCUGUAUUUAUUGCACGACCAUCGUGGGUCGUCAUGAUAUGUUGUGAACUUUUCAACAAGUUAAGGAAGCAUCAUUUGGGAAAGAAAUUUGUAAUUUAAUCUCAAGUUGUGAAAAUAGUAUUUUGAGUAUGCUGUUAUCUUGAGACGCUGAGGACAACCUGAUAUAAAAAUAUUUCCAAAAACCCUGAAUCAUUAAGAUGAUUGGUCAGUAAACUGAGCAGGAAGUUGUUGAACCAGCCCUGCUCGUGCAAGGAGUCAGCUGAGCCAAUUAGCUUAAACAAUAAAAAAGAAGAAAACAUAUUACUCUUUACAUCUUGAGUAAUAUUUUUUAUACUGUCUGAAGACGGUUGCAGGAUAUAUAUAUAUUUUAGUCAGACUCUAAAUGUCAGGAAACGGGUUAGUACCGAGCAUCGGGAGGCGGCUAACGACGAGCACGCUGAGUCCUUUCGAGCAGCUCGGUCGGCGGAUGUAUGACAUCUUGGGCGAUGGAGGAAUCCUGAAGGAGGUGGUCCAGCCUGGAGAGGGCCCACCUGUGCCUCAAAACGCCUCAGUAAUAAUGUAUUACUCGGGCUUCUUGGAGUAUUCUAAUCAACCUUUUGAAAGCACCGCACACCUCAAGUACCCUCCAAUGAUGAAGCUGGGAAGGGAUGUGACUCUAGCCGGACUGGAGCUGGGGCUGUUGACCAUGAAGAAAGGGGAGUUCUCUCGGUUCCUGCUCCAACCGCAGUACGCGUAUGGAGAAAUGGGCUGUCCACCCUUCAUCCCGGCUGCAGCUGCAAUUCUGUAUGAGGUUCAAGUCCUGGACUACCUCGACUCGGGUCAAGUGGAUGAGUUUAUUUCAAUGAGCUCGGAGGAGCAGAGCAGCGUUCCUCUGUCCACACUUGUCAAAGUCAUCAACACACUCCGCAGCUUUGGCAACCGCUUCUUCAAUCAAAGCCGAUACGACCACGCCAAGGACCGCUACAAGCAGGCGAUAACUCUCCUGAGAAAUUGGGACUCGCAAAACCAGCUGGACAAGGAGAAGAUCCAGGUGGCUCUGCUUCCGCUCUACCUUAACCUUUCGCUCGCCGAGCUCCGACUGGAGAAUCCCAAAAAAGCCCUCAAAUAUGGCAAAAAGGCCCUGGAAAUCGACUCGGCCAACACAAAGGCCCUGUUCCGCUGCGGACAGGCUUACCACGAGCUGCAGGAGUUUGAGAGCGCUCAGGAUUACCUCAUAAUGGCUCAGUCGAAGAAGCCGUUUGACAGCGACAUUAACAACCUCCUGAGGAAAGUAGCGCUGUGUGAAGAUUCAACAGCUUGCUUCUUGUUCAUGUUCCUCUCUUCCAGCUGUAAAAGUAGUUUUUGCUCAUGUUACAAAGUGCUAUGUUUGCUAAUUUCUUAGUGAUUAGGAUUGCUGCUUUUUGGUUGCUGUUCUUUGUAAUAAAUUCUCGUGUUUUCUUUGUUUGACAAAGUCAGACGUUUGCUUGACCUUGAAUCACUCCUGUGGUUAAUUUAAAUUAAAAACAAUUGCACUUUUUCUGGC
Poecilia reticulata (guppy) is the source of this 2150-nucleotide messenger RNA. It is a transcript of the gene fkbp6, whose product is annotated as FKBP prolyl isomerase 6. Gene Ontology annotation, biological process: piRNA processing; spermatogenesis. Gene Ontology annotation, cellular component: cytoplasm. Lineage: Eukaryota; Metazoa; Chordata; Actinopteri; Cyprinodontiformes; Poeciliidae. Gene Ontology annotation, molecular function: peptidyl-prolyl cis-trans isomerase activity; Hsp90 protein binding. The record is from RefSeq and is a predicted model, not a curated record.